Messenger RNA from Strongyloides ratti, 2238 nucleotides. Its product is annotated as Transitional endoplasmic reticulum ATPase. Gene Ontology annotation, cellular component: cytoplasm. Gene Ontology annotation, molecular function: ATP binding; ATP hydrolysis activity. Bases 1 to 2238 code for a protein of 745 amino acids. NCBI's taxonomy places the organism in Eukaryota, Metazoa, Nematoda, Chromadorea, Rhabditida, Strongyloididae. The transcript is spliced from 2 exons. The record is from RefSeq and is a predicted model, not a curated record.
AUGUCAUCAAAGAAAAAAAAGAUAACAAGUGAAUGUGAAAAAUGCAAUUGUGUUGUUCUUGUUAAAGAUUUGGAUAAACAUUUAGAAAAUUGUGACAAAUUAUCCCAGGAUAAUAUUUCUCAAACACCCAAAAAAUCACCAUCAGAAGAUGAAAAAGAAAUACCAAUAUUAAAAUUUAAUUGUUAUUUAUAUGGUUAUAAUGUGAAAAUUAACAAAAAAAACGAAGAUUUGCCACCAGAAUUUUAUGGAUGGUAUAAGAAGCAUGCAAUUUUAUUAAACAAGGAAACAAUGAAUUUUCUUGGUAUUUUCCCUAGACAGGCACUUUCUUUACUACUACCAAAUGGUGAGUAUAUAAUAGGAUAUGCCUGGCCAUGGAAAGAAGUUCCAUUACUAAAAAUAUCUACUUCUUUAAUAAAAAAUGAUGAAUUUGUUAAAGUUUUUGUUAUGAAUGAGAUAAGGAAAUUAGAUUCAAUUGUCUUUGAUGUUAUUUCAGAAAAAAAAGAAUUGUUUAAAAGUAAAGCUUUUCUUAAUUAUAUUCGCGUUUACUUUUCUAUGGCUUUCUUAUCUCCAUAUAGUAAUAUUGAAGUCAAUUAUUUAGGACAAAAAAUUAUUCUAAAAAUGAGGAAGAAUUUGAUUGAUAGUUUUAAUUCAGUUAAUUUUAAUGAAGUAGUUUGUAAAAUUAAUGAAGUUUAUACUUUGAAUGACAAAUGUUUAAUAACAAUUGAAGGUAACAUUGAUGAAAUAGUAGAUAAAGAAUUGGAUUCAUUUGAAAAAAACAAUAAAAGAGAUGGAAUGGAUAGACUAGGUGGUAUGGUAAAAGCUAAAAAAGAUAUUUAUAAUUUUAUUUUAAAACCAUUGGAAAAUGGAAAACAAGUGAGUUCUGUAAUUAUUCAUGGAAUUACAGGUACAGGUAAAAGUUUACUGUUAAAAAUAUUAAACAAUAUUAUGGGAACAAGAAGUGUUUUUAUUGGAACAUCAAAAGAGUUUACAGGAAAUUUUUCUUUGUUAACAGAUAAGAAUUCAAUUGUUUUAAUUGAUAAUUUUGAUUCUUGGAUGCAGAAUGAUUCAAAUAAAACAACUUGUAAUCUUAUAACUGAAUAUCUUGAUAAUAAAACACAUGGAGCAAUUAUAAUUGCCUUACGUGAUAUAGAUUCUUUGGAUCUUCACAUAAGACGUAGAUUUUCCCUUGAAAUUGAAAUGCCAGUCCCAACUUUUGAUGAGAGAAAAGAUAUAAUGGAUGUUCUUUUAAAUUCAAAAGAAAAAGAGUUUGUUGAUGUUAAUGAAUUUGCCCAUCAAACACAUGGAUUUACAGGUUCUGAUUUAAUGGCUGUUUGUGAAAUGUCUAGGCAAAAUAAUUCUGAAAGUAGUGAGGAAUUCCUUGAAUUUAUAAAAAGAGUCAGACCUACUGGUAUAAGGCAAUUUAUCUUUGAAGUUCCAAAUGUUUCAUGGGAUGAUAUUGGUGGAAAUGAACAAUUAAAAGAAGAAAUUCAACAAGCAGUUAUAUGGCCACAAAAACAUGCAGAUGCUUUUACUAGAUUUGGUGUUGAUCCACCAUCAGGAAUAUUAUUAUAUGGUCCCCCAGGAUGCUCAAAAACAUUAAUUGCUAGAGCUUUAGCAUCUCAAUCAAGAUUAAACUUUUUAUCAGUCAAAGGUCCCGAAUUAUUUUCUAAAUAUGUUGGUGAAUCAGAAAAGGCCGUUCGUGAUUUAUUUCAUCGAGCACGCCAAGUUGCACCAACAAUACUAUUUUUUGAUGAAAUCGAUGCUGUUGGUGGAAAAAGAGGUGUUGAUAAAUCUUCCCCAGUCGGAGAUCGUGUUUUAGCUCAAUUAUUAACAGAAUUAGAUGGUUUAGAAAAGAAAAGUCGUGUUGUAGUAUUAGCAGCAACAAACAGACCAGAUACCAUUGAUAGUGCUCUAUUAAGACCCGGUAGACUUGAUAGAAGUAUUUAUGUACCAUUACCAGAUUUUAAUACAAGAGAGCAAAUUAUUAAACUUCGUUUAAAUCGUAUGCAAUUAGGAGAAGAUGUAAAUAUACAUAAUUUAUCUACCCUAACAGAAGGUUAUAGUGGGGCAGAAAUUGUUGCUUUCUGUCAAGUUGCUGCAUUAAAAGCUAUGCGUGAAAAUUUAAACUCAGGUAUUGUGGAACAAAAACAUUUUGAUGCUAGUAUAAAAGAAGUUAUUCCACGAACUGAUAAAGAAUUACUUAAAUGUUAUCAGUCAUUUCUUAAAGGAGAUUAUUAG